Molecule: messenger RNA, 4908 nt
Organism: Anolis carolinensis (green anole)
Lineage: Eukaryota; Metazoa; Chordata; Lepidosauria; Squamata; Anolidae
Gene: usp4
Product: ubiquitin specific peptidase 4
Exons: 22
Coding region: 109-2994 (961 amino acids)
Biological process (GO): protein deubiquitination
Cellular component (GO): nucleus
Molecular function (GO): cysteine-type deubiquitinase activity
Source: RefSeq, a predicted model, not a curated record
GCCGCCCUUGGGCGUGCGACGGGCUAAGAAGGCGAGCCGCAGUUGAGGAGAGGAGAAGAGAGGAGAGCUGGCCGGCCGGCGGCAGGAGGAGCAACGCACGCAACCGUCAUGGCGGCUGCUGAAGCGGGGUUCGAGGGCGGCGGAGGUGGCGGAAGCAGCGGCGGAGCCACGGCCAGCCCGAGGCCGGACGCGGGGACGCAGCGGACUGAGCUGACGCCGCUUUUGGGGGCGCCGCUGUGCCCGGGGGAGUCCUGGUACCUGAUUGACAGCCGGUGGUUCAAGCAAUGGAAGAAGUACGUGGGCUUUGACAGCUGGGACCUGUAUAAUGUGGGAGAGCCUAAUCUCUACCCUGGACCUAUUGACAACUCAGGGCUUUUUGCAGAUUCAGAAACACAGACUUUGAAAGAGCACCUUAUUGAUGAAUUGGAUUAUGUGUUGGUUCCUACUGAAGCUUGGAAUAAAUUAGUAAAUUGGUAUGGCUGUAUAGAGGGACAGAAGCCAAUUUUGAGGAAAGUUGUGGAGUAUGGACUGUUUGUGAAGCACUGUAAAGUAGAGGUUUAUCUUUUGGAGCUGAAGCUAUGUCAAAACAACGACUCUACUAAUCUUGUAAGCUCUUAUUUCAGCAAAGCAGAUACUGUGGCUACCAUUGAAAAAGAAAUGAGGAAACAGUUUAAUAUUCCUGAUGGAAAAGAAAUUAGAUUGUGGAGCAGAUAUAUGAGUAAUACUUAUGAACAACUAAGCAAACUCGACAGCACUAUACAAGAUGCAGGUCUCUAUCAGGGACAGGUAGUAUUAAUAGAGGUAAAGAAUGAAGACGGCAGUUGGCCAAGACAAUCUUCACAGACAAAAUCAAGCACUGCAACAAGCAGAAAUCUAGCUACCUCUUCAAAAUCAUCAGCAGGUUCUUGCUCCUCGGUAGUUGCCUCUUCAGCCAUUACAAAUGGUGAUAGCAAUAACUCUUAUGGUUUGAACUCCAGUCAUGGCAAAGGAGGCUCCAGCUUUUCUUGCAACUUCUACAACAACAGGGAGAGCUCUCCACAGUCACAGCCUGGCCUCUGUGGUCUCAGUAACCUAGGAAAUACAUGUUUCAUGAACUCAGCCUUACAGUGUUUGAGUAACACUCCCCCACUGACAGAAUACUUCUUGGAGGAUGAAUAUGAAGCUGAAAUAAAUCAAGAAAACCCUCUAGGAAUGAGAGGAGAAAUUGCAGAAGCAUAUGCAGAACUUAUUAAACAGAUGUGGUCUGGAAGAUAUACUCAUGUAGCCCCCCGCAUUUUCAAAACCCAGGUUGGCCGCUUUGCUCCUCAGUUUUCAGGGUACCAGCAACAAGAUUCACAAGAGCUCUUGUCCUUUCUUCUGGAUGGUUUACAUGAGGAUCUAAACCGAGUAAAGAAGAAACCCUACCUGGAGUUGAAGGAUGCUAAUGGCAGGCCUGAUUCGGUGGUGGCAAAAGAAGCUUGGGAGAAUCAUCGGUUACGGAACGACUCCAUAAUUGUAGAUAUUUUUCAUGGUCUCUUCAAAUCCACAUUGGUCUGCCCCAAAUGUUCUAAAGUUUCAGUGACAUUUGACCCUUUUUGCUACUUAACUCUUCCAUUGCCCAUGAAAAAAGAUCGAACGAUGGAGGUGCUGUUUGUUUUUGCAGAUCCACAACGCAAACCAUCUCAAUGCCGAGUAGUGGUGCCAAUGAUGGGGGGUGUAACUGACCUGUGUGAUGCACUCUCACAACUCUCUGGAAUUCCUGCAGAAAAUAUGGUGGUGACAGAUGUUUAUAAUCACAGAUUUCACAAAAUUUUCCAAAUGGAUGAAGGCUUGAGUAAUAUUAUGCCAAAGGACAACAUAUUUGUAUAUGAAAUUUCUAAGCCUGCUGAAGAUGGUGCUGAAUGCGUUACUCUUUCAAUUUACUUCAGAGAAAAGAAAGCAAGACAAUCCAGUGCUACUCCAGCUACUGUCCUCUAUGGCCAGCCACUACUCAUAGCUGUGCCCAAACAUAAGCUUACUCUAGAUUACUUGUACAGUGUUAUAUUGGAGAGGAUUGGCCGCUAUGUAAAAAUUCCUUCAAAGGAAGACUGUCCUGAUGUCUGUUCAGAUAAUGAAACUUGCAAUGGCUCCAAUAGUGUGUCUGAAGGUGAAGUUGAAGAGAUGGAACAUCAGAAUGGAGAGGAAGAAAACAAGGAGAAAAUAUUAGAAACAGAUGCCAGCCAGUCUGAAGAUGGCACCCAGGUUGAGUCAGGAAAAGAAGGCCUGCAUCACAGAAAGCGGCUCUUCACCUUCAGUCUUGUGAAUUCCUAUGGGACUUCAGAAAUAAACUCCCUUCCCACAGAGGGGAAAAUUCUCAAGUUGAGUUCCCAUGCUACUGUUGCUAUUGACUGGGAUUCUGACACUCGGAAGUUGCUUUUUGAUGAACAUGAGGCACAGGCAUUUGAAAAACACUGCAGUAUGUUUCAGCCACAGAAGAGGAAAACUGCUGUAGCACUUAGAGACUGCAUAGAGCUCUUCACGACUAUGGAAACACUUGGUGAACAUGAUCCCUGGUACUGUCCUAAUUGCAAGAAACAUCAGCAAGCCACAAAGAAAUUUGACCUCUGGUCUCUGCCACGCAUUUUGGUAGUACAUUUAAAACGUUUUUCAUACAACAGAUACUGGAGAGACAAACUUGACACUGUGGUAGAAUUCCCCAUCAGGGAUUUGAACAUGUCUGAGUUUGUGUGUGACCCAGCAGCAAGUCCCUAUGUAUAUGACCUGAUUGCUGUUUCCAAUCACUAUGGAGGCAUGGGGGUUGGUCACUAUACUGCAUACGCAAAGAAUAAAAUCAAUGGGAAAUGGUAUUACUUUGAUGAUAGCAGUGUGUCACCAGCCUCUGAAGAGCAAAUCGUGACAAAAGCAGCCUAUGUACUAUUCUACCAACGCAGAGAUGACAAGCUCCAGAGAAACCCAUCUCCUUGCACAAAUACUAAGAUGAAAUCAGAAGAAUGUGAUGGCAUGGAUACUAACUGAGCCUGUAUGUGGCAGAGUCUCAUCAGUCAAACUGCUAAUUUAACAAUCUGAGAGCUGAUUUUGUUCCACCUGCACAGCUCAACAGAAAGUCCAAUAUAGAAGUGUUUGUGAGCACUAAUGAUGGAUAGCACAAGAAAAGCCAUAAGAUGAUCACACUUGGGCAUAUCAUAGCCAAAGAGCUUUUGAAAAAAACAAUAUAUAUUUUGUCUAUUCAAUAAAGUGUUCUCUAAAUCUCAGUGUGUAUUCUGACAAAACUGUGUGAAACUGGGGGUUAUAUUAUACAGCUAGUUAAGAAAGGGUUAAGAGUUAAGAAAUGGAUGCCCCUGUUGAACUGCAAGAGGAAAUUUUAAAAAUUGGAUGUUAAUAUGCUGAGCAGAGGGGAAAUAUGUGCUUUGAACUGUAUGCAUUGUUGAAGAUGCAUGACAUAAGAGGUAUGGGAACACUUCUGAAGGGGAUAUUUGGCUUGAACGCCAAUCUUGUAUGGCACAUAUUGCCACCACAUGCUGUCAGCUAACUGCUGAGAAACUGGGUUAGCUGGUGUGGGCUUUCAAAAGGUGUUUGCCCCAGCCCAUUGUGCCCCAUAUAAGGGUCUGUUGGCUCAUCUGUAGGAACCAUCUUGCUCUGUGCUCCCCACCUCAACCCCGGUCCUCCUGUCCUAUGCAAAUAUCACAACUCUUUGGGAGUGAACUAUAGCCAUCCCCCAUUUUCUGAGAAAAAGUAUUCAUGUGGCUCUGCCUUCACAUCAAUCCACUGUGAAUUUCCUAUGCUCUACAACCCCGACUCUUCUAAGUCCACUUCCCGUGUUAAACUAUGCAUUGUGCAAUGGAAAGGCACAAUCUUUUUUUUCUGUGCCCCAUUAGAUAACUUUGUCUCAUAUACCAGGAGGAUCAACCACUAAUUUUCUUCAAUUUCUCUGCAGUAUUUUAGCAUCCUCAUGAAGAGAGGUCUAAGGCCCUUUCUCUCAGGUUAGGCUUCAGAAAUCAUUUAAAGGCUUCUUUCCUCUUGGAUGUUCUCAGAUAUGCUCUUUUUCCCCAGCCAGUUUAUUUCCAUAUGUAAUAUAUUGCUUUCUGUUGCUAUCUUACCUCAAUGUAUGCCUUUCCCCAAUGUAUUAAGAGAUGGUAAGAAUAAACGCAGCUGUCAAGCCCCUGUUCAGCAACACCAUUAGCAGAGAAGAGCUGGGGGCAUAGCCAGAUUGAGGGAUUUAGCAGAAUUUAUUAAAAGUGGGUUGGGUACUUACCUGUAGCCUUUAGCAGAGGAGUCCUCAUUGCUGUCAGUGACAAUCUUCCAGUUAUUACUAUAUACGUAUAUAUCUGCAGGAUAGUCCUUCUGAAGCACUGAAAUGUGUGUUGUUUGAUCCAGAUGCUGUUUUUAAAUGGUUUGAGGUGUUUCCUCCCUGGAAAUGAUGGUGGGUGGGUGGUGGCUGUAAUUAUUUAAGUUGGUUUGAUAUUUUCUUUGCACACUGGGAAUGAUGGCUGGAUGGCAGUUGGAAUAAUUUAAAAGUUAAGUUCAAAUUGUAGUACUGCAUUGUUUUGGUUUUACUCUUUUCCUGAUUUUCUGGUUAUGUUUUCUUUUGCAGUAUAACACUUCAACAGAAAAGGAAACACAUAUUUAAUAGGAAAAACCAAUUUAUUGAAACCAUUUGUAUUUCUACUCCAUACUGAGGUGGAAAUGUCUAUACUGCUUGAUGUAGGUCAGAGCACAUAUUUGUUCUUAGUGAUUUGGAACGCCUGAAUUAAAUUUAUUCUAAAACCGUACAGAUGGUAUUAAGAAUCUGGAUUUGCUUUUGACCAGGCUGGAUCUGAGCUGGUGUGUAUAUUCUGUAUAGUGUCAAAAUCUGUUUUUAGAUAGCACUUUGUAAGUGACUGGCUUUACUGUAUAAAAUAAAAUUAAAAUAAAAUGAGUGAAUUGCAAUAA